Messenger RNA from Saccostrea cuccullata (small rock oyster), 677 nucleotides. RefSeq lists its product as uncharacterized. The transcript is spliced from 5 exons. The coding region runs from base 86 to 517 and encodes 143 amino acids. Gene Ontology annotation, biological process: axon guidance. NCBI's taxonomy places the organism in Eukaryota, Metazoa, Mollusca, Bivalvia, Ostreida, Ostreidae. The record is from RefSeq and is a predicted model, not a curated record.
UUUUCAUACGAUUAGUCAUCUAGUACAGGUAUGUGUAGAUUUAAUGGAAAUUUUCACGAGAAAUAAGACAUGAAGAAAAGAUCUUAUGGACAAAUGGCGGAUAUUUCUUGUUGUGUGUUAUGACUUGAUCCUCUUGGUCAGAGCAGACACGAUAAGCACACCUGACACGUGUCAACAAGAUUCAGAUAAAACGGAUUACUCGAAAUGGGAAGUUUGGAAUCUAGUCAUCUAUAUUCUAAUAGGAGGAGUUGUAUUUUUCGCAUUCUGUUGCUGCUUUUGCGCACAUUUCGUUAACUGGAAAAGGCGGAAACAAUCUUCAGAAAGUCCCGCGACACCAGACGUCUGGAACAUUGAGUCAAGCAUAGGAAAUCACUCCUUUAAUGGACACAUAAACCCGGCCUUCUCAUCAUCAGAUACCAUUAACAGGAGCCAAGUUCCAUCCGCACCAUUGUAUACAGCUAUUGAUUUGCCACCAUCUUACGAAUCUGUCAUGGAACAAAUUAACAAACAGAAUUAAAAAAGACAGAAAUUGUCAAUCGACCAUGUCGAAGAUUGAAAAGUGUCCGAAUAUUGAUUGAAGACUGAUCGAAUAAUAAUCACUUCACUGCUCAGUUAGUUGUAUUUUCAAAUGUACAUGUAUGCUAUGUGUUAUUCGUAUAAUAUUUUAUAUAAUUGUA